Molecule: messenger RNA, 3523 nt
Organism: Rhineura floridana
Lineage: Eukaryota; Metazoa; Chordata; Lepidosauria; Squamata; Rhineuridae
Gene: CEP78
Product: centrosomal protein 78
Exons: 17
Coding region: 394-2658 (754 amino acids)
Cellular component (GO): centrosome
Molecular function (GO): protein binding
Source: RefSeq, a predicted model, not a curated record
CUGCUUUCAAAAUAACCAGCCGUUUUUCUGAUGCAUUGCUUUGUUCGAGACAUAACCGUUUUCUAACGCAAGCAGCAAACCUGUAUCAACUUUCCUUUUCUCCACUGUUUGCACUCCAGAGGAAGACAUACCACAUUGCUGAAAGCACCGAUAUUUUAAGGUUGGGCCUAGGGUGGAGGCGCGGUUCAUUAGAGGGUGGAGCAGCUCGGUGCGUGAGGGCUGGUGGACUAACGCGGUUGGCUUCGUCAAGCAGCUUGCGUCUAUCUCUGUGUUUGGUCAAUGCAAGUGGAAGUUUCAUCUACACUCUUCCUUGAGUCUUGGGAUCUCAUCACGCUCCUGGAUUUCAGAAAUAUCAGCAAGGAGUCUCAGUUGCAGCUCAAUACAUGACGAGAAAUGAUUGACUCAGUCAAAGUAAGAAGACAGUGCAGCUUGGAUUUUUACUCUCAUUAUGAGCACCUCUGUGCAAUUCAAGGCUGUGCCCCUCUACAAGCUGUAAAAGCUAGAAAGCUUCAUGGAGUUCUUGAUAUAAGUGCAGAUCGCAUCAAAGCUGCUGAUUGGGUACCACUUCUAAAUGCUGUGAGGCACAAUAAAACUUUGACAUCUAUUGCCAUAAAGAGCAUUCAUCAUCAGGGACUUGGAGACUCAGGUGUUGAAAGACAAGGAACAUACAUAAGAAGAAGAAUUCCAGCAAUUCGAUCCAAAGAUUUGACUGGCCAACUGUGUAAAGCAAUCAAGGGUUGUCUGGUGAUAUCAAGUGCCCUGGUAAAUUUGGAACUACAGGGACUGCUUUUGAGGGGAAAAGACUUAAUAUUAUUGACAAAAGGGUUGGCCAACACGUCAUCUUUAGAGAGACUGUCUUUAGCAGACUCACCAAUUGGUGACAGAGGCUUGGAAAUAAUUUGUCAGAGUGUGAGGAAUUCGGUUUUUAUCAAAUCUAUAGAUUUUACAGGGUGCAGUCUGACAUGGCGAGGAGCAGAGCACAUGGCCAGCAUCUUAAAGCACCAAGCAAUGAAACGACAUGGUGAAGCUUGGGCUGAGAGCCUGCGCUAUAGAAGACCUGACUUGGAUUGCAUGGCUGGCUUAAGACGCAUCACUCUCAACUGCAACACACUUAUUGGUGACCGAGGCACUACUAUUUUAGCUGAAUGCCUUGGAGAAGACCUGUGGCUAAAAGCACUUGAUUUGCAGCAAUGUGGGAUUACCAAUGAGGGGGCAAGAUCACUUUUGGAUGCAUUUAAGACCAACAGAACAGUAGUAGUUGUGGACAUCAGAAAAAAUCCUUUAGUAGAUCAUGCUUUAAUGAAGAAAAUUGUUGAAAAAGUUCUGAUGAAUGCAAAGGGAACUAAUUUGGAGUACAAGUGGCUUCCAUCUCCAUCCUCAAAAGACGUUAAAAAUAAACCUAAAAAAAGAACAGUUAUCUUAGGAAAUGGCAGAAAAGGAAAAGCUACUAUUCGUAUUGGAUUUACAUCAAAAAAGUCCUUAAGUCCUGGUAAGACAACUUCAUGUGAUCAAGACAGCUAUGCUCCAAAACCAUUGCCUCCAGGUGCACAUGGCUUCCUGCCUUGGCGUACUGCUGAACGUGCAAAACACCACAGGGCUGUAUCUAGGAAGAGUACUCAUGAAUUUCCAUUGCAAAUCCAGGGUGGUAUUCCUGUGAAAGUUACUGUGGAAAGUGCUUCUACAUCUGAAACUGAGACAGAUGGUGCCAUAGAGGAUGUUAUGUGUGAAACUGCUGCUACAAAGUCUGCAGAAAUAAUUAACUUAAAACAAUUCCAUCAGUUACAGAUGGAUUAUGAAGAAUGUCAGUUAAAAUUAAGAGAAGAACGAAAAGCAAGGGCAGCUGCUGAAGAUCGGAUAAUUGAGUUGGAAGUAGAAAACACUCGCCUACGGAAUCUAAAUUGCUCUCUAUCAGAGGUUCUCUAUGCACAGUCAGUAGCCAGCACAAUUCUUGAAGAUGAAGGAGUUUUGGGUAGCAUUGAGAGCUCUUUCCAAAAAUUUCAUGCUUUUUUAGAUCUUCUCAAAGAUGCUGGACUUGGGCAGCUUGCAGUGAUGGCUGGUAUAGAUCAAUCAGACUUUGGCUUAUUGCACCAUCCUCAGAUGAAUUCUACUCUAACUAAGUCAGCGAUAACACAAAGGGAGAAGUCAUUUGAAGAAGAAAGACAGGAGCACAUGCAGAAUUUCAAAAAUGCUGGCUCAGCUGUUCUUCCUGGUCCUGUCUGCCUCCAGGCUGAUUUUGCUCCAAUACAAGUUGCAAAUAAUGUCCUACCUGCUACAACAAAAGUUCAAGAACUUCAGGUGAUUGGGCAGCUCCAGCAAAGUUUAUGGCAAGACACUGAAGGUAAACUUGAGAGUUGGAGAAUGGAACAAAAUGCAUCAAAAAUCAGCCAGCCACAAUCUGCUGUGGAAUUGGAAGCAAGAGAGUCAUCUGUGAAGCAACCAGUUGUUAGUUGGCAUUCAGUCUCUGAUCCCAGUGUAAAUGUGUAUAGUAACAAAUUCAGCACUCUUGCUAGUGAAAAUGGUAAAGUUUCUUCAAAAAGACUUCCCUAUACUAAAAGGUUUGUUGCUGGAGGAGAUCAAAGUAUACUUCAGACUGACAUUUCUAGAAAUGACACCAUAGGAUCUGAUUCUGAAAUACAAGAAAGCAUCCAUUCUAUUUGAAAUGUUUGAAAAAUCCAUUCCUGUUAGUUCACUGCAUGGAUCUUGGAGAAAAAUGCAUGCUUCAAAAACUUAUGCAACACUCAGUGGGUGUAUGUGAUGGCUAUCUUCUUGCUAUAUAAAUCUGAGCAAGAAUACUUGCUGGCAGUAUCCAAAAGGAUUGAUUGUGUAUUUUACUUUCUAUAUGGUUUUAUAAAGGAUCCCACGUGAUUCAGAUAUACAAGAUAAUACUCUAAUGUGAGUAAAGUUUUAAAUAACAGAGUGCUGAGAGAAUAAAAUGAUUUUCUUUUCAUUUCUAGUGUGUCUAAAAAUUAUUUUGAUGACAAAUUAUUUUGAUAACAAGUUUAAUGCCUGAUGCUGUGUAGGGUAUUCACAAAUUAAAUAUCUAUUUCUAUUGGAAUCAAAUACAAAAAUUAAAAUGACUGCCUUUUUUAUCAUUGUAGUUAUCAUUUUUUGACAGAAGUGUAACUUGUCUUUAAACAAAUCAUACAAAUUAAACUCAAUAUUUCAAGGGUUUUUGUUUUUCAUUUUAACCAGCUGUGGAGAUUCUGUAAAGACAAUUGAUGCCUGAACAGUGUUCAGUUUGCAUCCAGUCACGAUCAGGGUGGAUACUACGUGUGACAUGAUUAGGUUGGUGCUAGCAGAGAUGAAAUGGCAAAGGGAUUUGCCAUGCAAUACAUGUUUGCAUCAGUCUUACAAUUGAGUUUUUGUAUGGGAUAGAUGGGAUGCCUGUUGAAUGUUGAUGAAGGUACUCAAAAUACCACUAAAUAACAACAAUUUUGCCUGUACGAUUUACCAAAAGAUUGAUAGGCUUUAGCUGGUCUGAAAAUCUGUGGAGUUAAGGUGUAGCUGCUGGCUUGUAUUCUAC